AUGGCGCUAGCUGCCAAAACUGCUAGGUUAGCUCUAGGAAGAACCAUAAUUGAUGCGCAAUACCUGGCGGACAGUGUGCUUUUCAUGAAUAGUAAGUAUGAGAUAAAUAGCUCUAAAAUAUCUCUUCAUUUCAAUUUGGAGUUAGUUUUGUACUACGAAGUACUCUAUAAUUCAGUGCUAUAGAGAUUAUGCAGGCUGUUGUAGAGGCACGUGCAUGUAGCUAGGGCUGACUGGUUUGCCAGCUACCUUGUGUUUGCUUUCUUUAAUUUUUUACAGGUGAAAUUAUAGCAAUAAACAAACCAUAUGGACUGCCAGUACAUUGUAAGUGGACAUAACGCUUUCAUAGUUCUUAACUUUAACUCCCAGAAGUGACUAGCAUGUAACUUCUCCACAUAAAAUCUAUACAUUAUCCAGCAAACAGCUAAUUAGAGUACUUCAAAUUAUCACGAAGAAGUUUUUGUCUUUAUCUAACACCAAAUUCUUGUAGCGUUUUUUACAAGGAAAUGUGCAGCAGCCAGAGGAGAGAACAAUCACAUCUUGAGAGUUUAUGGGCUAAUGACUUAAUUACGAUGUAUAUCGCUUGUGUGUCAAAAAAUCUUUGUGCAGAACGCAUUUUUUUGAUUUGCUGUUAUUUUUCAUGAGACUAUAUGCAUUUAUAGCAGCAGUUGACUUCAAAUUUGAAGUGGCGAAUCUCCUUUAACCCCCCACCCCCCUCCCCUCUUCUCCUCCCUCAUGGUCAUGGGAAAGGGUCACAUAAAGGGAACUACAAAUACUUCAAGCUUUUUUAGGUAUUUCACUAGUUAAAAAUCCUUUUUCUUUUCUUUACUUCGUUGUUUUGAAGCUGGUCCUGGUGUUAAGAUGUGUGUGAUGAAUAUGCUUGAUGAAUUUACAGAAAUAAAAAAGUUGAAGGAAAGACCAGAGCUUGCACAUCGAAUUGAUAAGUGUGUAACUAUAUGCAGUUUGCUUACUUUGAUGAUAUUGUAUCUGUUUAGUUUUCCAAGGUUCAGGUAACUCUUAUCAACCCUUUAACUCCCUCAAGUGAUUAACAUGUAACUUCUCCUUAUAAUACCCGCACAUUAUCUAGCUAACAUGUCAUGAGAAUACUCAAACUUAUCAAGUAGAAGUUGGUAGUCUUGAUCUAACACAAAAUUCUUGCAAUUUGUUUACAAGGAAAUAUGUAAUAGCCAGAGGGGAGAAUUAAAAAUCAGAUCUUGGGAGUUAAAGGGUUAAGUAAUAGCUGAUAAAGUUUGUAUAUUACAAUGGGAGAGAACCCUAUAUGGUGGCCAGUUUGAAAUUUUAACUCAAUUGAUUAAACUAAUUGAUUUGGUUGAAUGCUCUCUUGGCCAAAUUAUAAUUGUUCCAAUCCACAGUGGUCCCACUGAGGGCAACCAAAGACAAAAGAUGCAUCCAUUCAUGAGUUGUAAGGCUAACUCUGCCAAUCCAAAAAUCCCGUUUCAUUUCUUUGAAGAAUUUAGUUAUCCCUAACACAGUAUUUCUUCUACCUGUAAAGAAUAAUUUAAAUUUGAAACUAGAAAUAACAAGAUUUUGACAUAAAAUCAAAUAGCUCUUAUGCCAGUCUCCAUGAGCCAUUUUCACCUUGAAGCCUUUCUUUUAAGCUGACAACUGAUGAAUUUUUAUAAGAACUUAUUUCUAAAGCAAUAAGAUCAAAAUGAUAUUCCCUUGAAAACAACAUAAGGAUAGGAAAGACUUAGGGAAAAUGUAGCUCGAACAAGGUUUGAGGAUGAAGUGUGAGCAAUUUACAUAAUCAUCAAUUCAAGUACACUGAUAGGUACAUAUGAUUACUUAAUUACAGGGAUUGCAGUGGAAUUCUGUUACUUACCAGGUACUCAUUGUUGCUUAUGUUUUUAGAGUGUCAAUUGUAUUAAAAAAAAAAGAGAAAAAAAAAGUAGCGCUUCUGAGAUAUGACAUGCUUAUACACAAUCUUGGGAUCUUAAUGGGUUAAAAAAAUAUAUAUAAAUUGCCCUUAUUUUUAACAUUUUGCUAUACAUAAUUUUUGUUAGUUUUUUUUUUCUUCUUCUACACUGAAUGAUACUGAAAAUCCCAAUCAAGGGCAACACACUUGACAUAUUUAUAGCAAAUGAUUUGUGUACUCUAGAUCAAGAACUGCAGCUACUAAAGUUGCAGAAAUGUUCUCAGACAAAACCAUUGGUAAACAAUACUGGGCAGUGACUGUUGGAGUUCCGACAUUUGAAGAAGGAGAAAUUAACAUUCCUAUUGGGGAAGCUAAACUUGCUGGAGGAUAUCGAAUUGCCACCAAACAAGACCUGAUUGGAAAGUCUUCUGAAGUAAGGCAAAAAUUAAAAGAUAAAUAAAUAAAUUAGUUGAUCAAAGACAGAUUAUUUCUGUGCUUUGACUCAAAGAGCUUAAAACAACUCAGCAUGUCUUUUGCACUUUUUAAGGACAAUCCUAGUAGCAGAUGUUCAUGGCUUAAGUCUAAGAACUUGUACCAAUGGGAGAAACCAUAUAACUCAAGAGAAUAACCUUUUCAAAGUUAUACCUUGUCUUAAGAGAAGUUCUUCAGAAUUGAGAAGACUGAAUACUGAAGAAUACUGUUGGUAGUAGCAAUGAAGUUCAGGUUUUCAUUCUACAAUUUUAGUAUAAACUAUUUAUUUAUGUAUUUUUUUAUUUAGAUAUUAAGAGCUGCUGGCUUUAAACAUGCAAAGACUAAAUUCAAAAUCUUGGAUGCAAAUCAGACUACAUGUGCUCUUUUACAAGUGGAACCAAUCACAGGAUUAAAGCAGCAAAUUAGAGUUCAUACAGCAGAAGGACUGAAAUGUCCAAUAUUGGGAGAUCAUAAGUUCUCUUCUGACAUUCGACAACCACAGGUAUACUAAGUUCAAUUAUGAGUGGGUAGGGGGAGGCAGAUACUAUUUUACUUAGAGAGGUUUGUGCCAUAGCACUGAGGUAUAUAUGAAGUUUGGAUUUUGAGUGGUUAAAAGGCUAUGCAGUUUCAUUUGUUAGCAUCUUGAAUGAAGUAUCUGUCCAGACCAGAAACACUGAAAAGUUGCAGCAGUCCACCAACCUUUCUUGAUCACCCUCCCUCCCUACGCUGUGGGAAACUGUGGUAGGGCAUUAUUACCAGUCAAGGGGAGUUACCAUUCUUGUCAUAUUCAAUACUACUGUAAAAUGAAUAGCUUAUGGUAUAAAUUUGGCAAGAUGGCAUAAUUAUGUUUAGUAGCAAGGCAAACAGGUAGUCCCAUUGUUUAACAAUCAUCAUCCUUUUUUUCUCAAAGGUUUUACCUCUGCGUUUACUACAACUUCUUCAAAUUCAAGGUGUAAAGAAUAAGGAAAACCCCACAGCAAAAGGAAAAAUUAGACAAUGGCAAAGAGCACUGAUUCCUCUUCACCUACAUGCAAGACAAUUAACUUUACCCAACUUUUACAAAGGAAGAAAUAUCAUAAUAAAAGCUCCUCUGCCUGACUAUUUUGCAGAAACUCUACACAAAUUGAAACUUCAUCCAAAGAGAAAAAAUAUGGUGCAGGCUGAGGAUAUAACAGAGUAUAACAGACUGAAGCAGCUUGGAAAGUCAACAAAAAAAAUUGUUGGAUUUUGAAGAAAACUGAUAAGAGGAACCUAGGAAUGAAUAAAGCAGCAGUUUGAAGGAGAUUCUGUUCCAUCUUAUCCAUGAUGCCUGCUUUUCCAUGUGCAACAUCCCCAAAACAUUUGCAGAAAACUUUUCACAAUCAAGGCAUUUUUAAACCAUUCCCAAUUGAAUUAAAAUUAAAGGAUUCCCUCUCCUUCACCCCUUGAGAAGGGAGUGGCCUUUUAAGAUAAAGCAGGUUAUUUAAAUUGAAACUGACAUGUGGUUAAUAUAUUAAGUCUCUUUGACUCAUUUAUAAUUGUCCAAAAAAUGAGAUAAAUUUCUCACAGUUUUUCACUUAAGUCAAACCUAUGCCACAUUGCUACAGACGUACACAAUAAAUGUUAAUGCUAUAUUUAUUUUCCAUACGAAAAGUCUUAUUAGUACCACCUUGAAAAGAGGUUCUAUCAGAAUAUAUGGCUGGAUGACAUGGCUGGAAGCUGGUAUAAACUAAUUGAUAUCAAAGUAAAAUGGAAAACUGCUCCUAAGAAAUUACAGUAGUAGAAAGGAAUUACAGUUUGCUAAUAUAUGUUACCAAGAACUGCAGUGGGUUGACCGGCAGAGUGCCAUUUCCAGCUCUAAGAAUAACCAGAG
Pocillopora meandrina is the source of this 4196-nucleotide messenger RNA. The record is from the annotation of a GenBank genome assembly. NCBI's taxonomy places the organism in Eukaryota, Metazoa, Cnidaria, Anthozoa, Scleractinia, Pocilloporidae.